Saccharomyces cerevisiae S288C is the source of this 1590-nucleotide messenger RNA. It is a transcript of the gene ERT1, whose product is annotated as Ert1p. Gene Ontology annotation, molecular function: zinc ion binding; DNA-binding transcription factor activity, RNA polymerase II-specific. Gene Ontology annotation, cellular component: cytoplasm; nucleus. Bases 1 to 1590 code for a protein of 529 amino acids. The record is from RefSeq and is marked reviewed. NCBI's taxonomy places the organism in Eukaryota, Fungi, Ascomycota, Saccharomycetes, Saccharomycetales, Saccharomycetaceae. Gene Ontology annotation, biological process: regulation of DNA-templated transcription. The transcript has a single exon.
AUGUGCACUCCAGAUGAAAACGAUUACAAAACAUCAACUGACCCAGAUACAUCUGCAAAUACAAAUCAUACUCUCGAAAAAAAGAAGAGAAAAAAGAGAAAAAACACAAACGUGGCAUGCGUGAACUGUUCGAGAUUGCAUGUGUCAUGUGAGGCCAAAAGGCCAUGCUUACGAUGUAUCAGCAAGGGCCUCACGGCUACAUGCGUUGACGCUCCAAGAAAGAAAAGCAAGUACUUGGCUGGAAUACCGAAUAGAGAGCUCCCAAUGAACAUACAACCGGACCUUCCACCCCGCAAGAUCAUGAUACCCAUUUAUAACAACUCCAGCAAUAGUAGCCUCAACGUAAAUAACAUGGGAGAACAGCAAAAAUUCACCAGCCCACAACAUAUAGUUCACAAAGCUAAAUUCCUAUCGAAUGCUGCAGAUUCCGAGUACUCUAUUCUGUCGAAUAUCAUCUAUCAAGACACAUUGUCUAACAAGAUCCCUAUUGACAUCCUGUACUCCAACACCAAUUCCACAUCCAACUCCACAAUAGGCAAUAGCAGUAACAAUAGCCCUACGGGCACAAAUACAAGCCCUGAAGAAACAGAAAUGGAGAAAAUUCGCCAGUUGUACAGCGAACAGCGAGCAAACAUACCCCCACAUCCGUAUCCAUCUUCCAAUCAAAACGUUUAUUCUAUUCUACUGGGACCAAAUUCAGCCAAGAUUGUAGCUUCGCAAGUUAAUCUUUUCGCGAACCAUUUCCCCUUAGUGCCCGUUGAUUCAGCUGAUAAUUCCUUAAACUUUAAAAGAUUAUUGCCACGGGACCCAUCUGAAAAGAGCUCCCAAAUUAAUUGGGACUCAAGCAUAAACCAAUAUUACUUGAACAGCGAAACGGUAACAUUUCCCGAGUUGGCUAUCCCCUUAAAGCGGAGGAAAAACCAUUUGGUCUCUGUAUCCCUGGAAAGCUGUUCACCAGACGCUGCCAACAUCAAGAGCAAUGUAGAAUGGGAACAUUCAUUACGUUAUUCUACUCCAAUGGAAAUAUACACCUCCAUAAAUGCCCCCUUUUCGCAUACACCUGGAUUCCACCAUCUUUUGGUGUACCUAAAGCAUCGAUUCAACCAGCAGGAUCUGGUGAAGAUGUGUCGGUCCAUUGCCGAAUUCCGGCCCAUUUUCAUUGCGUGUUCUGUAACUUUAACCGAGGAGGACAUGAUUUUUAUGGAGCAAUGCUACCAAAGAACUCUAUUAGAAUAUGUAAAAUUUAUUGCACAAAUCGGUACCCCGACAUGUAUUUGGCGAAGAAAUGGUCAAAUUUCUUAUGUCAACGAGGAAUUUGAAAUUCUAUGCGGAUGGACAAGAGAGGAGCUACUAAACAAGAUGACUUUUAUCGUAGAGAUCAUGGACGAUGAAAGUGUACGCGAUUACUUCAAAACGCUCUCUAAAGUUGCAUAUAGGGACUUCAGAGGAUCUGAGAAGAUGAAAGUUUGCAGGCUCUUAAGCCCCAUCAAGGGCAAGAUAAUUCAUUGUUGCUGUAUGUGGACAUUAAAAAGAGAUGUCUCUGGUUUGCCCCUCAUGAUCUUGGGUAACUUCAUGCCCAUACUCAAUUGA